Messenger RNA from Mya arenaria, 5852 nucleotides. Its product is annotated as paired amphipathic helix protein Sin3a-like. Bases 169 to 4356 code for a protein of 1395 amino acids. Gene Ontology annotation, biological process: negative regulation of transcription by RNA polymerase II. The record is from RefSeq and is a predicted model, not a curated record. Gene Ontology annotation, cellular component: chromatin. NCBI's taxonomy places the organism in Eukaryota, Metazoa, Mollusca, Bivalvia, Myida, Myidae. The transcript is spliced from 29 exons. Gene Ontology annotation, molecular function: transcription corepressor activity.
ACAAAUUUAGCCCUUGACGGUUUCCUAUUUUGGGUUGGUCCAAAUUUUGUGUUAUAUGCCAAAUCGCAGCCAUUUGUAAAAUUGUGGUUUUCUGCGGCCUUUAUUUCAAGGAUUUUUCAGGAUUAACUCGAAGGUCAUAUUCUCUCCAAGCAGUGACCAUGCGAUAAUAUGAUGCAGAGACCACAUAUCGAGGAUGCAACAGGUCGCCGGAUCAUUCAAGGGGAAAGUCCGGCUCUCUUUCCUGCAGGCAGACUUGUUUCAGGGUCGGACCUGUCUACCAACCCAAGGUUUCCAGCAGCAGAGGCCAUGACGGGCGGGCUGCAGUUUCCAGGAAUGCAGGGUUUCCCAGGCAGCCAAGCUGGACACCCCCACUCAUCUCCCAUCCAGCAGCUAUCAUCCGGGUUACCUGGAGCUGGGGGAGGAUUACCCCACCCACCCACAGCACAGGUACAUGCAGCCCAAGUCCAAGGUCAGCAGCAGCAGUUUCAGAGGUUAAAAGUCGAGGACGCUCUUUCCUACCUUGAUCAGGUGAAACUGCAGUUCGGGAACCAGCCUCAAGUCUACAACGACUUCCUAGAUAUUAUGAAGGAGUUUAAGUCGCAAACAAUCGACACCCCUGGUGUCAUCAACAGAGUCUCAAACCUGUUCAAAGGCCACCCAGAGCUUAUUGUGGGGUUCAACACAUUUCUCCCGCCCGGCUACAAAAUUGAGGUUCAAGCCAAUGAGAUCAACGUCCACCAGCCUGGUCAGCAGACCGUGUCAAUAUCGACGCUGAAUCAGAUGGCACAGGCCGCAGCAAACUCACAGCAACAUCAAAAGCCCAUACAGAGCCAUGUAUCAAACCAGCAGUCUCACACGAGUCAGCCCUCACAGCAUGCCUACCAUCAGCCUCCGCGGCCCGCACCUGACACUGCGGCACAACAGAACACCCAGCCCGGACAACAACCUGUGGAGUUCAACCAUGCCAUCAACUAUGUGAACAAAAUCAAGAAUCGUUUCCAAGGCCAGCCGGAGAUAUACAAGGCGUUUUUGGAGAUACUACACACAUAUCAGAAGGAACAGAGAACCAUUAAGGAGGGAGGAAUGAUGUUCCUUUCCGCUGCAUUCCAGGGCGUGUCCCACUUCCCAUUCCAAGGGACAGGGGUACCGCCGGGACACAAGCCCCUGACUGAGGCAGAGGUUUACGCGCAGGUGGCCAAGCUUUUCCAGAACCAGGAAGAUCUGCUUGCAGAGUUUGGACAGUUUUUGCCCGACGCGAAUGGAUCGUCAGCUUUCUCCGGAUAUUCGCUGUUUGGAGAGUCAGUGCUAGGCGUUCGCAACGACCACUCCUCAACAGUAAAGAAACCAGGCUUCGGUAACAAGACUCCAGGAUCUAAAAGCACCAACCAGCUCCGAAGGUCCAUAUCUUCCAGUGCCCAGCAGCCCAUUAUAAAGAAACCCAGGAUCGGUACUUUGAAGGAUGUAUCACUGGCAGAGGCAGGAAAAUGGGGCACGCUCAAUGAAUAUGCUUUCUUUGACAAGGUCCGAAAGGCAUUACGACACCAGGAAGUCUAUGAGAACUUUCUCCGGUGUCUGGUGUUGUUCAAUAACGAGGUCAUAUCUAGGGCUGAAUUGGUGCAGCUUGUGCAGACAUUUCUUGGGAAAUUCCCCGAGCUAUUCAAAUGGUUUAAAGAUUUCCUGGGCUACAAGGAGUCCGGUGGGUCGGUGGAGGCAGUCCCUCAGGGGGCCUCUGGAAAGGAGAGGAUCAGUGGAGACCUUGCCAUGGAGAUAGAUUAUGCGACGUGUAAGAAGUAUGGUGCGAGUUACCGAGCUUUACCUAAAUCAUACAUGCAGCCCAAGUGUUCAGGGCGGACCCCGCUAUGUAGAGAGGUGUUAAACGAUACAUGGGUGUCAUUCCCCUCCUGGUCAGAGGAUUCCACGUUCGUGACGUCACGGAAAACACAGUUUGAGGAGCACAUCUACAGGUGUGAGGAUGAAAGAUUCGAGCUGGAUGUGGUAAUCGAGACGAACCUGUCCACAAUACGUGUUCUGGAGUCUGUACAGAAGAAACUCACCAGAAUGGCUCCAGAAGAUGCGGCGAAAUUCAAACUCGAUAAUUGUCUUGGUGGGACAUCCGAAGUGUUACAUAGGAAAGCCAUUCAGAGGAUAUAUGGUGACAAGGCUCCAGAUAUAGUCGACGGUCUCAAGAAAAACCCGGUUGUAGCUGUACCUCUUGUGCUCAGAAGAUUAAAAGCAAAGGAAGAAGAAUGGAGAGAAGCCCAGCGGAACUUCAAUCGAAUCUGGCGCGAACAGAACGAAAAAUAUUACCUGAAGUCGCUGGAUCAUCAGGGCAUCAACUUCAAACAGAACGAUAUCAAGGCAAUACGCUCCAAGGCACUAUUGAAUGAGAUAGAGACCAUUUAUGAUGAGCGACAGGAUGUCUCCCCUGACGGCACACCAGACUCCACCACCAGCAUCCCACAUCUCAGUUUUGUGUACAAAGACAAGUCCAUCAUCGAAGAUGCUGCAUCACUCAUUAUACAUCACAUGAAACGACAGAGUAGUAUCCAUAAGGAGGACAAACAAAAGAUUAAACUCCUGCUGAAGCAUUUCAUUCCCGACCUGUUCUAUACCCCGCGUCAAGAUCUCAGUGACGAUGAAAUGGACAAAGAUGACGAUGAGAUGGACACUGAUGAAGGUGGUACCGAUCGGGAGAAGGAGCGCUCUGACAGUGAGCGAUCAGAGAGGAAACGAGGGAGUGACUCAGACACAGGUCCAGGGGUGCGGGUGAAAACAGAGAAAACUGACAGUGUUCCAGAGCCGAAAUCAUCACCGGAAGUCAAUAAAGACAAGAAAGAAGCCGCAACUGAUGUUAAAGAAGAGAAGAUGGAUGUGGAGGAUGAUGAGUGUAAAGUUGAGGUGAAGACUGAGGAGACGCAGGAGGAACAGGACGAUGAUGAUCUAGCCGAUGACGAUCUCUACUCACUAUUUUUUGUGAACAACAACUGGUACCUGUUUUUCCGGCUACACCAAGUGUUGUGUGAGCGUCUCUAUACAAUAUUCCUUCACUCACAAAAAGUGGCAGAGGAGGAAGCGCAAUGUCGGAAAGAUCGGAAGGAAUCUACAGCAGUAGCUUUGAGGCUUAAAGCCCCAAGUGAAAUCGAGCCGGACGAAUAUUUCCCAUACUUCCUGGACAUGAUUAAGAAUGUUCUUGAUGGGAAUCUGGAGAGUUCCAGCUUCGAGGAUCAACUGAGGGAGAUGUAUGGAAUCCACGCAUACAUUGCCUUCACCAUGGAUAAACUGGUCCAGAAUAUUGUACGACAGCUGCAGCACAUAGUCGCCGAGGACAACUGUAUCAAAGUGAAUGAGAUAUUUAAUGAGGAGCGUAGAAACAAGGCUACGGGGGGACGUAUAGCAACUAUCCAUCAACGACAACCAUACGAGUGCUUGUACCAGAAACGUGCAGAACAACUGCUGGCGGAAGAGAACUGCUUUAAGAUUAUUAUUUACAAAAAGGAAUGCCGACUGACCAUAGAGUUACUGGACACCGAACACGAACCCGCUGAAGAUCCAGUAGAAGUGGAACGAUGGAGCGAAUAUGUUGAGAAAUAUGUGAACAACGACGAUACAGCUGCUGAUGAUCUUAAAGAUAUGCUUAACAGGAAACCAGUCUUCCUUAAGAGGAACGUGCGACAAGUCCGGCAGAAAAAUCGUGAACAGCAGAUUUUGGAUGAAGAGAGUGCGAAGGACAAAGAAACUGCAGACGAUGAUCGGCAUUCCAAUAAAUCCGUUCAGGACAAAAACGCAGGCAAGUCUGCAGAUCAGGUGAAAGAUGCUGACUCCGAGGCAGAUAAAAGUGCCGACAAAAAUGCAGACAAUGAAAAAAUGGACACGGAUGAAAUGGAAGGUGGGAAUGAUAAUACUGAAAAGCAGGACAAAGACGAUGCUGAUGAGGAGGAUGAGGAUAAUAACAAUGAGGAUGAGGAUGAGAAAGAGGAGAAACCCAGUGGGAAUGUGGAUAUUAUUGACAACACAGAGUGUAAAUUUAAUGUGAACUCUUUCAAGCUGGUGUAUGUAAUCAACAGUGAGAGCUACUUGUACAAGAGAAUGGCGCUGAAUAGAGCAAGGGAGUCACAUCGGAGGGUAUCAUUAAAACUGCAUCACAAGUUCAGUGAGUGGGUGGAGAAAUGGCGAAAAGGCCAUGUGACUAAAGAUCAGGAAAGUCGAUGUACUAAAUGGCUGCUAGGCGAGACGGGGGACAACCGACCAAAUGUCACAACAAAAGUGGAAAUUGACAAACCUGAUAAGUCGCCGUAUUAUCAGUACGCGAAAUAUCGAGUGAAAUUUUUGAAAGACAUUGAAAAUGAUUUGGAAUAGAAGCCUGGGUACCUUUAGAUUGUGAAGUCUUGGCAAUUAAUUAAUCAGUACAUGAAAUAUAAGGUGAAGUUUUUAAAGGACCCACAAAAUAGCUUGGAAUAGAAAUGAAAUUAUGUGAUUUUUUUUUUUUUCAACUAAAAUGGAUUUUGAGGCUUAAAGUCUUGAUUUAUGUUUUUUUUCUGGGUUCCAAAAAAUAAAUGGGCUUUGUUGUGGUAGUGCCUAUUUAGAGGUUUGUUACGAGGGUAGUUUUACAUGCGUUAGUUUAUGUUCUUUGAAACUAUGAAAAAAUAAGAAUUGUUCUUAUUUUUUCAUAGUUUAUAAAAGUGAUGGCUAGAUAUUUUGAACUCUUACAUUCUAGGGCUCUGUUUUAACGAAAGAAAAAAUAUUGUAAAACGAAUGUACAGACUUGUAAGGCAGCUGACUGUUUGAGUUGUUACUAUAAAUUAUAAAAAGUUGAAUUUCUCUGCCACUUUCUGGCACAUACCCCACAAAUUGUGUACAACCUAAAUAUCAACAUGAUUAUACACUCCAACGCACAUGGUACAGAAGAUAGAAAAAUGGGCUCUCAUGUGCUUAUCAAAUAUUGCUCUUUUGUAUGAAAAAGCCCGAAAUCUUAUUGCUUGGCAUCAAAUUUUUUAAAAAGCCCUGCUAUAUAAUAUUCAGAAUUUGAGCAAGUCCGGUAAGCAUUUUACCAGUGUAGGGCUUGUGCUAAUUUUGAUCACUGUUGUUAGUACAGUACAGCUUUUAACUUCUGUCUUGUUAAGCUGUAUCAAAUGGAAAAGAGGAACAGUACUGAAUUUUACUGAAGUAAAUAUGCUAAGAUACUCAUAGAUUUUGCACAGGGGAAAAAUUGUGGGGAAAAUAAUGUAAAAUUUUAUUUAUCAAAACCUUGAAUCCUAAAAUAUCCUAAUCCUGCAAAGGAUAAUUUUGAAUAUAUUACGUGGAAAAUGAUGAUAUACUACACAGUGAAAUAGUACAAAGUACGGAUUAGUGGUUCAGUGUACCGAAAUUAUGUAGAUUUGUGGAGUUAAGUUAUAUUGACAUUUUUUGUACAGUAGUGUAGACAUUGCCAUGGUUGAUGUCAUUUACGAAUGGAUUAAGAAGAAAUGAAAUUGUAAUAUACUGCCUGUCAAAAUGUUUUUAAAAUUGUCGUUGAAGAAUUAUGACCAUAUCUUUAAAUGGAGGAAUGAUAGCAAAACGGUUCUAUCUGUGUGAUUAUUCUACGUCUCAUAGAACCUUAAUGCUCUUAUCCCCAAGAUUGUACAUGUAUGUGUUUUGUUUAUGAAACUUUAUUGAUCAUAGAUAUAUGACAUUUUUUGUCAUUUUUUCAUACCAUAAUUCAUGUAUAUCGUGAUCAUUUCAAAAUUCAUGUAUUUUGUAAUAAAACUAUUAUGUAAACAUUAAACAUGUACAUAUAUCUCCACACCUUUAUAAUUCCAUCUUCGAUCAUUGUUUACAAUAUCACUACAUCAUCAUGGAAUAAACAUGAAACACUA